Coregonus clupeaformis (lake whitefish) is the source of this 3032-nucleotide messenger RNA. RefSeq names its product transcription factor Sp4. Gene Ontology annotation, molecular function: RNA polymerase II cis-regulatory region sequence-specific DNA binding; DNA-binding transcription factor activity, RNA polymerase II-specific. Lineage: Eukaryota; Metazoa; Chordata; Actinopteri; Salmoniformes; Salmonidae. The record is from RefSeq and is a predicted model, not a curated record. The transcript is spliced from 14 exons. The coding region runs from base 587 to 2884 and encodes 765 amino acids. Gene Ontology annotation, biological process: regulation of transcription by RNA polymerase II.
CCUCGCAGACCGAGUCCUGAAUAUGUGGGAGGAGCGCACCGCCCACAAAAAGCCACAGCUAUCUGUCUCCAGCUGCAAUUCUAAAAUUCAACUAUAAAAAAUAGGCAUAAAAUAGUGGUAUUAAUGAGGGGUGCUUUUGCAUGAAGAUCGUUGGAAAGACUUGUUGUACCUAGAGGCAGAAACAGCAGCGGCAGAAAGAGAGAAGAGAGAGCGAGGGGUGUUGGUCUGAUGGGUAAAUGGAAGUGGGUGGGCCUACCGCGGACACACUACUAACUUGAAUUAGAAUACAUUUUUGCAGUCGAUUUUUCCGUUAAUUUAAUUAACGCGCGUCGGUCGUUAAAGGGUGUUUUAGGUUGGUUCUGAGAGGCUUCGGGCGCGGAAACCGGAUUGUUUCCCGUUAUAACGGGAGGUUUGAUUGUUGCUCGAGUUUUGUACCGCCCUUCCUGCCGAGUGGGUGGUUUAGGUGCUAACCGGAGCGACGACACAGCCCAGCUCGAACUAUUCGCGGAGAAAAAAGGCCGUCCUUACCCGGUGCUUCAGCCGGCCUUUCUCCCCUAGCCUCUCCUCUCUGGUUUAUGAAUGCGUUAUGAGUGAUCAGAAGAAGGAAGUGUCGGGAUCAGAAGGAGGGAAACCAGGCAAGAAAGGCAAACGUUCUGGAUCACAGGAUUCCCAGCCAUCUCCCCUAGCACUACUAGCUGCGACCUGCAGUAAGAUAGGAGGUCAGGGAGGAGUGGAAGGACAGGUCCAGUUGCAAGCUGGUCAAAUACAGUUGCAGGGUGGGCAGAUCCAGGGUCAUAUAGUUGUAGACGCAGCAGGUAAUCAGACUCUGGUUCAGCAGCAGUUAGAACUGGUUCCUGCCCAGUUCACUGGUAAUGGCUGGCAGAUUAUCACUACCGCUCCCCAAAUGGCCAAUGACACUGCCAAUCAACCCGUCGCCGUAACGCUGGCCACCACUUCAGCCAAUGACAGUGCUCCGGCAGGCCGUAAGGUGAAGGCGGUGGGCGGGACUAAAACCAUAGCUGCCAAUCAGCAGCAGCAGCAGCAGCAGUUCCAAAUCAUCCAGGUGCAAAAUAUGCCUUCGUCAGGGGGUGGGGUCCAGUACCAGGUGAUCCCCCACCUGCAAACGGCAGACGGCCAACAGAUCCACAUCAGCCCCCAGACCGCAUCCCUGGGGGGGCAGCACAUCCAGAUCAGUCCGGCCCAGGGCGGUCUACCAGAGCAGGUCCAGCUGAUCCAGACCCAGAACCAAUCCCAGACCCAGGCCAUCCUACAGCCGGCCAACCAGCAGGCCAUCCUCACUGGCUCAGCCAAUCAGACGUUGCAGCUUCGUCCAGCCCAGUCCUUCCCGCUACAGAUGCAGACCUUACAGGGCUCCCAGACCCAGGUAAUGACUACAGUACCCAUAAACAUUGGCGGUAUGACCCUCGCCCUGCCGGUCAUGAAUAAUUUAGCGGGGAGCGGAGCCGUGCAGCUUAUCCAAGCAGCCGACGGCAGCUUUACCGUAGCUAACAGCAACCAGCUGGUGACAACAACGGCGGCGGCGGUGUCCGGGGCAGCUACUGUUACCGGGUCAUCUGGCGGUACCAUAACAACUAUUGCCGGGGGCGAUGGAGCAUUGUCGGACGGAACACAGCUGAGUUCUGUAGCCGGGUCGGACGGAGGGGCGGAGAGAGACUCACAGAACCAACCCAGCGAGCAGGACUCACAGAACUCACAGAUGAGCCAGUCCAACGGACUGCAGGGCCAAUCAGAUCCUCCAGGGACCAUCCAGCAGGUCAUCGUGGGACAGAUGGGCAACCAGGUGUUGCAGCAGAUCCAGAUCCAGCCACAGAACCAGAUCCAAGGCCAGCCGCAUCAGAUCCAAACCUUUCAGUUAGGACCAGGCGGGACCCUACAGCCCAUACAAGCCUUCCAGAACCAACAGGUUCUGAUCCGGACCCCAACCCUCUCCUCGUCGGGCCAGAUCACAUGGCAGACCCUGCAGCUCCCCGGGGGGAUGUCUGUGCCCCAGCAGCUGACCCUGGCCACUGUGGGCGGAGGGGCUGUGGGAGGAGGGGGCUUCGUGCAGCUGGGGGGGGCUCCCCUGACGCUGAGCGCGGCCCAGAUCAACCCUGGGUCAGGGGUGCAGACGGUCAACAUCGCUGGACUGGGCACCGCUGGGGUACAGAUGCAGGGGGUACCCCUCACCAUCACUGGACUACAGGGUCAGCCGCAGGGUCAGGAGGGCGGGGUUAAGGUCCAGUCCUCCCCAGUAAAGGUAACCAUGGGUAACGUGGCUGGGUCGUCACUAAGUCCAGACCAGAUGGGUUCUGUCCAGAGUUCAUCAGACCAGGAAGGACCGCCCAGCAAGAGGCUCCGCAGGGUGGCAUGCUCCUGUCCUAACUGUAGGGACGGAGAGGGGAGGACCAGUGGAGACCCAUCUAAGAAGAAGCAGCAUGUGUGUCACAUGGAGGGCUGUGGGAAGGUCUACGGUAAGACCAGUCACCUGAGAGCUCACCUCCGCUGGCACACAGGAGAACGACCCUUUGUCUGUAACUGGAUCUUCUGUGGCAAGAGGUUCACACGCUCGGACGAACUGCAGAGACACAGACGGACACACACAGGUGAGAAGAGGUUUGAGUGUCCAGAGUGUAGUAAGCGUUUCAUGCGAAGCGACCAUCUCUCCAAACACAUCAAAACCCACCAGAACAAGAAGGGAGGGGCUUCUCUCGCCAUCAUCACCACUGACGACAUGGAAGAUUCCAACCAGGGCUUAGGCUCGUCCCCUCGCAUCGUAACUGUGGAGACGCUCUCCCAGGACUCCGCCCCCACCACUCCAACAACCUCCUCGCCCAAUCAAAUGGAGGGAGAAGAGGAAGAGGAGGAAGAGGAGGAGUUUGAGUAGUGACCAGUGACCACUUCCUGUUUAGGGAGAAAGCAGGGAGAGCUGACUUCCUGGUUGGUCUCCAUGGUUACGCUGUGGCUGUGGAGGUCAGGUGGCCUAUUGUUUUUUUUGUUUUUUUUUAAGAAGAAAAAUAUGAUGAACUGAAAAU